This is a messenger RNA of Kuraishia capsulata CBS 1993, 1968 nucleotides long. RefSeq lists its product as uncharacterized. The transcript has a single exon. The record is from RefSeq and is a predicted model, not a curated record. Bases 1 to 1968 code for a protein of 655 amino acids. Lineage: Eukaryota; Fungi; Ascomycota; Pichiomycetes; Pichiales; Pichiaceae.
AUGCCAAAGGUGCCUAUACGAAGCCGGCUCAAUAAGAAAAUAAGGCCCUAUCUGGCAAGAAUGUACCUGAAAAAAAAUAAUGAUGACGCCUCAACUCCAACAUCGCAUACAGCUACUACUGCACAGCCAGUGACUGCUUCCUCAGCAUCCGUGCGCUCUCGCUCUUCGGCUGGGGACAUACCGAUGGGAUUCGAGAUAACUCAAACAGACAAGACGACUCGGUCGAGCUCAUGGGCAUUUUGGCAGACCGCUCCGGGGUCAAUUAGCACUGCAAAUUCACAAUCUGGCGAUCACACAGACCUCCCUUUAGACACAACUACACAAAAAGACGAUUCUGAUACGGCUGCCUCCAGCGGCCCGGCCAAAAAUGCUACCAGCAAAGGCCUAGAAGCAGAAACUUCAUUGAAAACGGGGGAAACUGCUCAGCGCAGUUGGUUACCGUGGCCCAGAUCUGCGUCUUCUGCCUCUCUAAAGGACUUGUUGAUCGACCCAUCAUCGCCAUCUGGGAAUGAACCUGCACAGGAGCCCAACGGAAACCGCAGCUGGUCGAUAUGGAGUUUGGGAGGUGGCGCUAAUGGAAGUGCGAACGAAGUACAGGAUAAACCGAAGGAGAUCAUUGGUCCUUCGAAUACCAUAAUAACGGAAGACGCCGUGUUGUUUGAGCCAGCAACCAGAAAGGCGCAAUCGGUUCAGUCGGAGGAAGUUUCCGAUCAGAAGCCGAACUUGAAUAAAGUGGUUCCGAAGAUAGAGCAGUGUUUGCCGACAGAGUCCUUCGCGUCUUCUGUGUACAACGCCUACCAGAAGUACUACAGGCGAAUGGGUGGUGCUGCUUACGAGCCUCUACAUCUCUCCAGAAUCCGGCCUACCACCGUAAAGAGAGUUCUUAUAGUGGGAAUUCAUGGAUUUUUCCCAAACAAAUUGCUACGACCUCUUCUUGGAGAGCCCACUGGAACUUCCAUACGGUUUGCACGUGAGGCUGAGAAGGCCGUUCUCAAAUGGGCUAAAGAGCAGAACAUGGAGGUUGCGAUCCAGAAAAUUGCUCUGGAAAAGGAGGGAAAAGUAAUGGACAGGGUCGAUUUUUUCUUCGAGCUGAUGGCCAAAUGGCAGAAUGAAAUCAAACAGGCAGAUUUCAUCUUCGUCACGGCCCAUUCCCAGGGAUGUCCUGUUUCCAUAUUGCUGAUGUCCAAACUCAUAGAAUAUGGAUUCAUAACCGAAAACCAAAGGGCUGGAAUAUUGGCAAUGGCUGGGGUCAAUAAUGGUCCUUAUUUUGGUAUAGACCAGAAGUUCUUUGUGAGAGCGUAUUCAACCAUUGAAAACGAGUCAAUGCUGGAACUUUUUGAGUUCCAACACUUUGAUUCUUUGUUGUCCAGGAAAUAUGUCGAGUCGUUGAGGAUCAUAAUAAACAAUAAUGUCAAGGUUCUUUUUGUGGGCUCCAUUGACGACCAGCUGGUUCCGUUAUAUUCUGCAAUCGCGUCUCAUGUGAUCCAUCCAAACAUCUACAGGGCAGUAUAUAUCGACGGCACUUCCAACACUCCGGCCUUUGUCUCAAGAAUAGUCUCCAUGUCAUGUUCUCUGAUGAAUCUGGGAUUUUCAGACCAUGGAGUAAUCAAGGAAAUCAGCAAGUUCCUGGCUGGUCCUUUGACAGGCGGGGGCCACUCCCGGAUAUACAAUGAUAUUCAAGUGUACGACCUGGGUCUGGAGUUUUUUCUCUCCACAAACGAUCUGAACGCCCAAAACUCAAACCCACAACCUGUUCAUUUCAAGGGUUUUGAUAUCAAACAGUUGGGAGCCAACCCGUUCCAUCUUCCAUGGUGUAUGCGUGGUCUGAUUUUUGAGGCGACAAAACGUCUGCCUUCGGGAAAAGAACAGGUUGAUCUUAUGUUUGACGAGUUUGACUCGUGGAACCCGGAAUCGAAGGUUUUGAAAGACAUGAAGUACCGUUUAAAUGGUAUUAGGAUAAGCCUGUGA